Molecule: messenger RNA, 617 nt
Organism: Amphimedon queenslandica
Lineage: Eukaryota; Metazoa; Porifera; Demospongiae; Haplosclerida; Niphatidae
Exons: 4
Coding region: 53-376 (107 amino acids)
Cellular component (GO): mitochondrial matrix
Source: RefSeq, a predicted model, not a curated record
CUAAUCAUUAUCUCUCAUCAACCACACCUACUUUUCCUUUCAGCAAAUAAAAAUGAGUUUAAUGAGAAGAAUAUUAACAAACACAAACUACAGACUAAUAAACAAGUAUCAGAUAUCAUUAUUCAGUAGCAGUGGUGAUUCCACUGAUGGUGAGAGAAGGAUCACCUCACUAUUACACGAUAAAUUAAACCCAACCUACCUGCAAGUUAACGAUAUUUCAGGUGGGUGUGGCUCAAUGUAUCGUAUUAUUAUUGACGGAGAGAUCUUUAAAGGAAAGAAAACUAUUGAACAACACAAGAUUGUGAAUGAAGCGUUAGGUGAUGAGAUUAAAGGUCUUCAUGGUCUAACUAUUCAAAUUAAUAAUCCCACUAAUUAAUUAACAACCAUUUCAUUCACAUAAUGCAUUAUGUAAAAUAAUAAUAAUAAUUAUUAUUAAUUAAUCAUCUUCUUCAUCAUCAAAGGAUAAUAAAUUAGUAUUCUUAACAGUUGUUGUUCUUUCGUCUUGUUGUUGUUUAUGUUUCUUAUUAUUAUUAGCAGCAGUAUUGUUUGUUCUUUUAUUUUUUGUUGUUGCUGUUAUUCCACCGCCAGCAGCAGUUGCUUCAGAGCUGGUUCUUUUA